CCUUAUUUCUUUGCAUGUUAUAUGAUUUACUCUACUAAAGUGAUUUUGUAUUUACUUUUCAAAGGAUCACCUCCACCUUUAGUGUCAGCACCUUCUCAAAGAGUUCCUCCCAUUACGCCUUCUGAUCUAUCCGCGAAAGGUGAAUCGUCUCAAGACAAGAAAAGUGAAGAUUCUAACCAAAGGAGGGUCGUCAUAUUUUCACACGCGCUGCCCAAAGACAAGACGUGCCAGUUCAAAAAAGAUUUUGUUCAAGAAUUUCACGAGUCUGUACUUCAAACUACACAGCAACAAUUAGAACAUAGCAGAUUGCAACACACGCCCCAAGUGCUACAACCUCCUCCUCUUAAUCAUUCGGCCUACUCGUCCCGUUAUCAAAGUACAUCAAAUAUCAAUCAAAGUAAAGAUUCUGAAGUGCAGAGGAAUUACGAUAGAAAACACGAACACUACAUACAUCGAUGGCCAGGAAUAGAAGCUGUGAUGGAAGCUUAUGAAAGGUAUCUUUCUGAACAAAAAUUAGAGCAAGAAGUGUUAUCUGAGAGAUGUAAUUACUUAAGAAUUCAGCAUCAAGAACUGAAUCGAGAGGCAGAAGUAAUCAGUCAGCGUAUGUCGAGCCUUUUGCAACUCAGAAACCAACUGGACGAAGAAAGGUAUCAUCUGCAGCACGCCAUCAGUAAGCUGAAAUCUUGCCUACAGCAGUUGAGAUAACUGCUGCGCAUCCAGGUGCCUAUUUUGUCGAACUCGAAACAAGAAUGCUGUAAGAGAGAAGAGUUUGCGUUUCCGGGAGAGGACCUUUUUUUACCUACCAAUGGUGAUCUCACUGCCACAUUCGGAUCGAAUUUGACGAGAAACGACAGCAUUCCAGUUAUCCCUAAUGUGAUGUUUUCGUUAGUUGACGGACCAAUCAAAAUCCCCAAAACGGGAUGAUAUCAAUAAGGGAACACGACGCUGCCCUAGUUUCGCAGACGAUCAGACAGAAGCGUUUCUGUCGGACUUUAUACUUUGCCGAGAAAAUUCUCAAAUUGCACAUAGUAAAUGUCUUAAACUUUGUUCUCAUCAAAUGUGAAUGCACUCUACGAUAUUAUUCCUCAACGCUUUACUUCACGUUGGUUUGCUAUUUAUACAGCAUUUGCCCACGCUCAUUAUUUGUGAUAAGGUCAUGGAAAACAUAUUCCUUUUUGUACAAAAAGACGCACGUCUCCAUUCGUGUCACUCUGUUUCGUUUAAGGCGAGGAGUAGCUACCAUAUUAUGAAGUUAUUAUAUUGAUUAAAGAAACAUUUAUUGGUUCUGAUAAUUACCUUUUGUUUUUAAUUACGUGCCGAAAAUUUAUCGCUUAUUUUAAGGAUUCCGAUAUGCGACCGAAGCCUUUUAAUUAUAACAACGAAACAAAACUUGUGUAUUGUAUAACUGUACAGUAUAAUUAUAUAUAUCGGAGAAGUAGCAGUCAAAAUUCCAAUCUCCGGUCGGACAUUCCAGAAAUCUUUGGAUUUGUUGCACUACAUUAGAUCUAUUUAUAAGAUCCAUUCGAACUAGAUGUAUAUUAUCAGAAUAUACUGUAUAAUAUGUACAAUAAUCAACUUUCUAAUAUUCUAAUUAUUGAAUAGUCAAAAGGUAUUCCAGGAAUACUCAAUAAAAAUAUUAGAUAUACUUCUCGUACUUCGAUAGUCUCGAAAUAUUCUAAGAUUAUAUAUAUCUAGUUCAGAUAAGACAUUCCAAAAUGACAAAACUCUAACUUUUACCUGGUGUUACAACUAAGAAUUUUUAAGAAAAUAAAGUUUAUCAGCAAUACUUUCUACA
This is a messenger RNA of Centruroides sculpturatus (bark scorpion), 1795 nucleotides long. RefSeq names its product genetic suppressor element 1-like. The coding region runs from base 22 to 705 and encodes 227 amino acids. Lineage: Eukaryota; Metazoa; Arthropoda; Arachnida; Scorpiones; Buthidae. The transcript has 4 exons. The record is from RefSeq and is a predicted model, not a curated record.